AGAGGAAAUUGGGAAGGAGAGGAAGACUGUGGGUCCACGACCACAACAGGAGGGAGGCGCUACUGAACGAUGGAAGAAGGGAAAGGGGGCUAUCCUUCGAGGUUAGCCCUUGCUUUUCUCCCCAAACCCAUGUCACUCUGGGAAGGCAAGAAGCAGCACUGUCCCAAGAAGGUCUCUGAGCCCCUAGGCCCCACAGGCUCUCUUGUGCACGCUAAUCAGAGUAUUUUCCGUUUACUGGGGAGAGGGCCCGGGAAACUGAGGGCCGCUAAAGGGGUCCUCACUUCUUGGGACCCUCAGCCCCGCGCUGCUGACGUGUUCACGUAGCAUUCCUCAGCGGGAGUGAGAGAAGCAGCCGGAAGUCCCACCUCCACCGUUCCGCGCGCGGGGCCCUCCACUUCCGUCAGGCUGGUGAGGCGGAGGCCCGUCCGCGUUCAGCCCAAACGCACGAGGGACUAUAGGGAACUGGAAUCCGCUGGCUCCAAGCCGGGCCGCCUUCGAGGAUGUGCUCCCUAUCGUUGUUCCCACCGUCACCGCCCUGGGACCAAGUGACGCUUUACGAGUACAACAACGAAUUAGUGACGGGUGACAGUUAUGAAAGCCCGCCCCCCGACUUCCGGGGUCAGUGGAUCAACCUUCCUGUUCUGCAUCUGUCAAAAGACCCCCUGAAGACCCCCGGGCGCCUGGACCACGGCAGCACAGCAGCCUUCAUCCUCCACCGGGAGAGCAUCUGGAAGAGAUGCGUCAAUGCCUGGCGCGAGAUGGGGCUUUCAGGCGUGCUGACUGAGGUGGCCAGCUCUGAGGAGGAAGUGUUCCAGUGGGUGAAGACGCUGUCAAGCUGGGCCCUGGCGUCGUGCCGCUGGGGCGCUUCCCUCCACGGCUCUCUGUUUCCUCAUCUGUCGCUCCGGAGCGAGGACCUCAUCUCCGAGUUUGCCCAAGUCACGAACUGGGCCACCUGCAACCUGCGGGCCUUUGCCUGGCACCCCCACACCAAUAAGUUUGCUGUGGUGCUGCUGGACGACUCCAUCCGCGUGUACAAUGCCAACAGCACCAUCGUCCCCUCCCUGAAGCAUCGGCUCCAGCGCAACGUGGCCGCCCUGGCGUGGAAACCCCUCAGCGCCUCGGUGCUGGCCGUGGCCUGCCAGAGCUGUAUCCUCAUCUGGACCCUGGAUCCCAACUCCCUGUCCACCCGGCCCUCCUCCGGCUGCGCCCAGGUGCUCUCUCACCCGGGACACAGCCCCGUCACCAGCCUGGCCUGGGCCCCCGACGGAGGACGCCUGCUGUCGGCCUCCCCGGUGGACGCCGCCGUUCUGGUGUGGGACAUCUCCACGGAGACGUGCGUGCCCCUCCCCUGGUUCCGGGGGGGCGGCGUCACCUUCCUGCUCUGGUCGCCCGAUGGCAGCAAAGUCCUAGCCACCACGCCUUCGGCCGUGUUCCGGGUCUGGGAGGCACAGAUGUGGACUUGCGAGCGGUGGCCCACUCUGUCGGGGCGCUGCCAGACUGGCUGCUGGAGCCCAGAUGGGAACCGCCUGCUGUUCACGGUCCUGGGGGAGCCGCUCAUCUACUCCCUGACCUUCCCAGAGCAGAGCAGGGAUGGAAAGGGGCAGGUCGGAGGGGCCAAGACUGCUACCAUUGUGGCAGACCUGUCUGAGACGGUGAUUCAGACUCCCAGCGGGGAGGAAAGGCUGGGGGGAGAAGCUCACUCCAUGGUCUGGGAUCCCAGUGGAGAGCGGCUGGCUGUGCUCAUGAAAGGAAACCCCCACGUCCGGCAUGGCAAGCCCAUCAUCCUCCUGUUCCGGACCCGCAACAGCCCAGUGUUUGAGCUGCUUCCCUGCGGCGUGGUGCAGGGAGAGCCUGGCGCCUGGGCCCAACUGAUCACCUUCCACCCAUCCUUCAACAAGGGUGCCCUCCUCACUGUGUGCUGGUCCACAGGCCGGAUCGCCCACAUUCCUCUGUAUUUCGUCAAUGCCCAGUUCCCCCGAUUUAGCCCCAUGCUGGGCCGGACCCAGGAGCCUCCUGCUGGGGGAGGGGGCACUGCCUACAUGCCUCUGUUUACUGAGAACACCCCAAUUUCCAGCUCCUGGGACCCCUGUCCAGGAACCUCCUGGGGCCAGUCCCCCAGUAGCCAUUAAUAAACUUUCUCUUCAUCCCCUU
Molecule: messenger RNA, 2151 nt
Organism: Monodelphis domestica (gray short-tailed opossum)
Lineage: Eukaryota; Metazoa; Chordata; Mammalia; Didelphimorphia; Didelphidae
Gene: AAAS
Product: aladin WD repeat nucleoporin
Biological process (GO): nucleocytoplasmic transport
Cellular component (GO): nuclear pore
Molecular function (GO): protein binding
Source: RefSeq, a predicted model, not a curated record